This is a messenger RNA of Saccostrea cuccullata (small rock oyster), 1930 nucleotides long. RefSeq lists its product as uncharacterized. Lineage: Eukaryota; Metazoa; Mollusca; Bivalvia; Ostreida; Ostreidae. The annotation marks the transcript as partial. The record is from RefSeq and is a predicted model, not a curated record. The transcript is spliced from 9 exons.
AAUAUAAACAAAAACAUUUCUUGAUUUGAUUUAUUUUAUAGCCAUUUAGAUUUAAGUUCUGAUUUUCAAUAACUUCUAACAUUAUAAUUAGAAAAGUAGUUUAUAGUUUGUUGUUAUUUAGUUUGCUUUUUCUUGAAGGAACCUGAGUACCCAUGCUAAGCGAGAUCCAUUAGAUGGCAGUACUGUCUUACAAUUUGAUUCUUCUUCCAGUGGCUGUUCAAAUGUGACGAGAAGACACCUAAAACCAAUUUAGCCUAUAGAGAGAACACAAAUUAAAAGUACUCCAGUUAGAUCAAUGAACAUGAAAUUAAAUACCCAGUGCUUAUGCAUUUUAAUUUUGAUUUCACUGCAUAUAAGUCAGUGUUUGGACACUUUGAUGAUUGUUAAGAAGCUGUUUGAGAAAGUCAGGAGUUCACAGAUUCAGAAAACAACCAAAAGCCUUCCUCCAUUUUCAUGGCACAAGGAGAAAGGACUGUUUGAAAGUCAUGUCAAGCUGUAUUUUCAUGGAUCAUUUAGUGAGUUUAUGCUCCGUGAAGGAUUUGAAAUAUUUGACAAUAACAAUUUUGCCACAGCUUGGAUUACAACAGCUCUUCUUGAGGUUCACCAGUUGGAAAACAAUGGAACUUACAUUGAUGAGGAGUUGAUUUUAAAUGCAGUGAAAGCCAUGGGGAACUUUGUUGAUAAAAAUAAUAAAUUCAACACAUCUGUUCAAACAUUUUGGCCCCAAACAUUUAAUGAAACUGUGGCCACAUGGCAAAGCACACCACAGAAUUUGUUGCAACUCUUUGCUCUAUUUGAUGAUAUUCCAUGGUCUGUGAUUUUAAACUUUAUUCAAAAACUGCAUUUAGCUGAUGCUGAAAUGAUAAAGAAUAUCAAACAACUGCUGCAGGAGAAGGAUACCUAUGUAAAAGCCUUCCAUAUUCCUCCUGAUUUUGAUGACACUUUUGUGAACAUUGGCUUAGGAUCACUUUUAAAAGAAAUGUCCAAGACUUUCCCUCAGAGCUUCCAGACAUGGAUGAAAAGAAAUUCAAAUUUAACAUCAAUUUUGACUGCACUUAAGAAAUAUGCUUACAGGCCCAUGUCAGAAGACAGCAAUGCUAACUCAAUAGACCCAAGGACAUAUUUCUAUAUGAGAGGUUUCUUAGAAAACGCCAGGGAUGCAGGUGACACCAUUGCUCUUGUGUCUACCUGGGUUCAUAAUAAUGAUGAAGCUAGGAAAGGAUUUUACAAAGGCAAUGUCAUGCCAUUUAAUGUCAAUAACGUUGAUAUUACUGUGGCAGCUAAUGCUAUUUAUGGUUUAACAAAUGGCAUUUUAUCAGGCAUUCUACCAAAGUCUGUAAUGGAAGAUCCUAAAAUUCAGCAAAUAUACCUGAACACAUCGGCAUUAAUUGCAUAUGAGAUCAAUACAAACCUCUCCAACAGAAGGGACUUGGCUUUGACCUACUACCCUUCAGAGUAUGAGUUCUACUGGUUUGUGUCAAGGACAUUUAGUAAACUACUGGAACAUUCCCAACAUCAAAGCCUACAUCCUAUCAUGAAGCGAGUUCAGGAGAUACUGAGAGAAGCCCUGUGUGGUAAAAUGACCACCUCUAUUUUGAUGUCCUACAAAACUGACAGUGAUGGGUCAGUGUUUUAUGACGACUUUCUCGGCGAUGGGGAUAGAUCACUUUUCAUCAAUAAAACAAUUAAAAGAGGUGAGGAUCGAAUAUUUACAACAUCUAUGGCAAUCAACGCAUUAUUAACAACAUGGACUUCCUACGAUAUUGCAAGAAAGAGGCUGACAUGGGUAAAAGGUGUGCCAACCAAAGUAGUUGAUGUGGUAAAGAGAGCUGUACAAUGGAUGUGUAGAAAUGUCCUGUCCAGAAAGUAUCGGCCUUGGAAUGCGUUCUUCUCGGGUUCAGUGAAAAGUUUUGUAAGUGUUAUUAUUUUU